Messenger RNA from Owenia fusiformis, 1197 nucleotides. The record is from the annotation of a GenBank genome assembly. NCBI's taxonomy places the organism in Eukaryota, Metazoa, Annelida, Polychaeta, Sabellida, Oweniidae.
UGUAUACAGAAUUGCGAAUAAAAUUUUAUUUCCUAAUCUCAUUCGUUUUUAGACAUGAAGUAUAAACUGUUUAUAUUUUGGGUAUCAUUGACUUGUCUGACAGGAACAGUUCUGAUACGAAUUCUGCCUAAAACUGAAAAAGAGGACAGGGGGCAUAUUCCUCAAUUUCCUCCUCACUGGGAAAAGGCCCCAGCCUCACUAGCUGAAUUCCCAAGGAGUAACAAAACGAUAAAUAUCAACCCAUGGAACUACUUGCACAGACAAGGAAUGUACAAGAGUAUUAUUGAUGCAACUGGGAAACAACUUAGUGGAACCACCGAAUUAGGUGGAAAUUUAAACCUUCUUUGGGGUCUUCCUUUACAGCAUGGGUGGCAAUUCGAGACUGGGAGGUUGAGAGAUUUUACAAAUCAAACACUUAGUGGUUUUGGUAGGGUAACUCAUUUCAAAGAAAAAUCAGAAAUCUUUUGUAUAUCUCCAAAAAGUUGGUGGGCAAGUAUGAAUUAUUAUUUGGCAGCUCUGCCAUUUCUUGCGGCUAUGGAUGUAGGGUAUUUUGAUAAAGAUAUAAAUGGACUGAAAGUUGAACUGAAACCUCCAGAUUUUAAUGUGGAAAAGUUUUGCUAUGGGAUCGAACACUGCAAGAAAAAAGAAAAUAAAUUAAUGAAAAGUUUGCUCAAUUUCUUCAGCUACCUCAAAAAUUGUUCAAAGACACGAUGUGAAACUGACAAAGCAGCGGAAAAAUUAUGGACUGCACAUGUCGCAAUUAUUGAAGCUGGUAUGAAAUUGUUUGAUUGUGAACUUAGACUUCUGUCAUCAGCUGAACAAAGAUUUGGAACAGGUUGGGUGAAAACAGUCACACUGUUAGCUGCAGUGAGAUUCAGAACAAACAUGAUACAGACUUCAAAAUUCCAGAAGCUUGGCCUACCCAAGAGAAUCCUAUGGGAAACUGAUGCUGCCCCCUAUAUCCAAGACAUGUCCCCAACAGAAAACACCUGUUUGUAUGUUUUAGACCUGCUUCUAUACUUGGGACAAAUUAUUUGGGGGCUACAUAGUAUCCACAGCGAAUGAUCUGAUGUGCAAUGAGGCCACAAGGAAGAUAGGGCGCGCUAUCAUGACAGAUUUGCUACAGAGCCCUCUUUCAACAGCAAAAGAUAUAAUAUCAUUAUUAUGGACUACUUUAACUGGCUGUUAGGAAUCUCC